This is a messenger RNA of Lolium perenne, 933 nucleotides long. Its product is annotated as protein GLUTAMINE DUMPER 6-like. NCBI's taxonomy places the organism in Eukaryota, Viridiplantae, Streptophyta, Magnoliopsida, Poales, Poaceae. Gene Ontology annotation, biological process: regulation of amino acid export. The record is from RefSeq and is a predicted model, not a curated record.
UCCGUCCGUCGCAGUCUCCCACUCACAGCUAGCAGCCACCCACAGAGAACAAGAGCAAAAUCGAAACCACUCUGUAGUGUUCACGCGAGAGAUCUAGAGAAGAAGAUAAAGGAGGGACAAAUCCGUGUGUUUCAUUCAUCAUGAGGCCGGUGAGAGAAGGCGCGGCGGCUCUGGUAGGCGUCGGCGGCGGGGAGGCGGCGUCGGCAGCGGCGGGGCACGCGCACCCGGGGCUGUGGAGGACGCCGACGCCGUACCUCUUCCUCGGCUUCGCGCUCAUGAUGGGCCUCAUCGCGGUGGCGCUGCUCGUGCUCCUCUGCACGCGCCGCAAGCCCUCCGGCUCAUCGCGGCGCGGGAGCGGCGCCACGGCGGAGUCAGCGUCGGCGCGGGGAACGAAGAUGGCGCCGCUCGACCGGGAGCCAAAGGUGGUCGUCAUCAUGGCUGGGGACCAGAUGCCAUCUUUCAUCGCCAGCGCCAGGCCCUUCGCUUUCGGUUUCGCCACCGUCGCAGAUGCCGGCGAGCAGCGCAAGGCGGAGGUGGCGUAGGAGCGUCGCGCCGCGCCGCGUGCCCGUGAGGGACACGCGGGACCAAUUUUGCUCGUGAGGUUUCUAGGAAAGAUUACCCCUGCGAAAUUUUGUCUCUAAUGGUAGGAAGCAGGGACGAUGAAGUUCUCUAGUUUUGAGUUUCUUGGUGAGGUAGCGAGCGUGAUGCAUGCCAGCGCUCGGCAGCGUCGAGAUCUGCGAUUGUGAAAUCGAAUGAAGUUUUUUGCUUGCAUCUUCUUCUUCAAUAAAUGCCUGAUGCCUGCUCUGCUGACCUCCAGUCCGUUUCGAUCAUUUUUUGCUUCAAGUUUCUGAUUAAUUCGUGACUAAAAGCAUUAACCACCUAGCUCCAGAUUGAUCUGCUAUGCUAACACGGAAAAGUUUGUGCGAUAUGACA